UCUGUGUAGCCCUGGGGUGGGGACCGUUACUCUAAACCUGCUUCAGAGACGACUCGUCCGGAGAUGCUCAGUUACACAGGAAUUCCAUUCACUAGUCUAGGAGUAUAUGCUAUUCGAUCAGAGGAGUAUAUACGUCGCCCCUUUCAACCCACCAAAUUGCAGUUUAUACCAGCCAGGAGUUACCAGCGCUAUAAACUCCGUGCGUGUUGAAACUCAACCAAUCAGCCCCUUUGUGAGAACCUACGAAUUCUAAACGUAAGAUUCUUCGGGGCUUAGGCUUAUAAUGCUCGAGAUGAAGCCGUCUUACCUCUGGACCGCCCCGGAAGUCGACCCGAUUAAUCGUAAGGCCCGCUCCGUCCCCGUUUUAAACGUCUUUAAUGUCUACGGGCGUGUAUUCUUCUUCUCCUGGUGGGGAUUUAUGGUUGCAUUUUGGGCGUGGUAUACGUUUCCACCAUUGUUGACGCAUACCAUUAAAGCCAACCUUCAUCUUACCUCGGCCGAGAUUGCUAAUUCUAACAUCGUCUCGUUGUGUGCUACACUGUUGAUUCGAUUCGCGGCUGGUCCUGCUUGCGAUCGGUUUGGGCCUCGUUGGGUAUUCGCCGGUACGCUCCUGGUCGGGUCGAUCCCUCUCGGGUUAGCUCCUCUCGUUCACGACGCCCAAGGCCUCUACGUGAGCCGUUUCUUCAUAGGUAUCCUUGGCGGGUCUUUCGUGCCUUGUCAAGUCUGGUCGACAGGAUUCUUCGACAAAAAUGUUGUCGGUACUGCCAACGCCCUGACUGGAGGCUGGGGCAACGCCGGCGGUGGAAUCACCUACUUCAUCAUGCCGGCCGUCUUUGACUCCCUUGUGGCUCGAGGCUACUCAGAUGGCGUAGCGUGGCGUCUUACCUUCGUUGUUCCCCUCGUAAUAACGCUUGCCACCGGCAUAUCCAUGUUGCUCCUAUGCCCCGAUACACCCACCGGCAAAUGGUCUGAGCGACAUCUCCACGCUGAACAAAAUUUAGCCUCUCACGGCGGCAAGGCAGCCCCUGGCCCGGCGGAUAGCGUAAUCGACGUCCCUGGUAACAUCACGGACAAGGCCAGCUCAAGCGGCGGGAACAGCAUCCAUGAGGUCGAGAGGGACGCCAAGAAGCCUCAAAAACAUGCCAACUGGGAUCAUGAAGCCGUCAUGUCGCGAGGCGAAAUGAUAGGGGCAGCCAAAGGCGAGGUUGUACAGAAGCCGACAUGGGGCGUAAUCUCAGGGGUGAUGUUCUCUCCACAGACUGCCUUUCACAUUCUGACGUACAUGUGCUCAUUCGGUGGGGAGCUCGCUAUCAACGCCGUACUCGGAUCAUAUUACACGAAGAACUUCCCACAGCUAGGCCAGACUAACGCCGCUAACUGGGCUGCUAUGUUCGGCUUCUUAAACGUGGUUACCCGACCCCUCGGCGGCGUUAUGGCAGACGUCUUAUACCAGGCCUCGGGUCGCAGCGCCUGGGCCAAGAAAAUCUGGAUCGUGGUGUGCGGGUGCAUAUCCGGCGCCGCACUCGUCGUGAUCGGCCAGAUUAACCCGCAUAGUCUGUCUGCUAUGGUCGGGCUUGUGGCGCUAGCAGCGCUAUUCCUGGAGGCGGGCAACGGGGCUAACUUCGCACUCGUGCCGCAUGUGCAUCCGCAUGCCAACGGCGUUGUCUCCGGAACCACGGGUGCGGGAGGUAACCUCGGAGGUGUCAUUUUUGCUAUCAUAUUCCGGUUCACGGGCGCGGGGACCGACUACGCUACCGCGUUCUGGGUCAUCGGCGUGAUUACCAUCGUGCUCAAUCUCGGGCUAUGCUGGGUCCCGCCCGUACCGAAGGGCCAGGUUGGCGGGCGCUGAUUUACUUGGCAUGCACUUGGGACUUAAAAAGUAUCUCUUUAAACGAAAUCUUGGCGUCGGAGUUUUAUUUGUAUGUACCUGAUUUGAAACGAUCCCACGCACGGGGGAAGUUGGGC
Daldinia vernicosa is the source of this 1965-nucleotide messenger RNA. Its product is annotated as nitrate transporter. The coding region runs from base 284 to 1849 and encodes 521 amino acids. Lineage: Eukaryota; Fungi; Ascomycota; Sordariomycetes; Xylariales; Hypoxylaceae. The transcript has 3 exons. Gene Ontology annotation, biological process: nitrate transmembrane transport; nitrite transport. Gene Ontology annotation, cellular component: membrane. The record is from RefSeq and is a predicted model, not a curated record. Gene Ontology annotation, molecular function: nitrite transmembrane transporter activity; nitrate transmembrane transporter activity.